AUGUUCUCGAAACGGAGGGCGACCAAGUCCAAGAAGAAAGGCACCAAAGAUGAAAAAGCGAAGGGGCUGCCCCCCUCGGCACUUCCUGCCGCCGGCGCCCGCAAGGCAUCGUUCGGUCUGGAAGAGAAGCUGCUGCACCUAUGGCGCACCCCCAUCACACAGCUCCCCGUCUACAAGGACAUACCACGACUCAUACGGCGGAUAGAAGUGGUCGUGAACGAGCCCGAGGUCGUGGGGUCGCCCAGACAGAGCACCGCGCCACAAGAGACGGAGGUGCGCACGGAAGUGUUCGAGGUGUGGCUCAACACCAACCUGCCAGAAGAUGACGACCGGUUCAGAGCUCGAGCGUGGAGCGAGCAGUGGCGGACAGGGACGCUCUCGAUCGCACUGGAGGACAGGCCAACGCGCACGUCGCACAUACCCUUCGUCGACGUGCGCGAGGACGGUCGCCUCCUGUACUCUGUGCCCAUCUCGCAGGUGUUCACCGUGUCCGACUCGACGCGCUACUUUGUCAUCCAGUCGUUGACCGGUGGCACGGAGGGGUAUGCGGGCGUUGCGUUCAACAUGAGGACGGACAGCACCGCCUUUCUGUCGGCCCUGGAAGAGUACGGGCGAAAGAGGGAAGAGCUCCAGCAAUCGCUCGGCACCAUCACCGCGCCGCCGUCGGUGGACAAGGCCACGCUGCGCUUCCUCAACAACGUCGGCGUAUCGCAGCGCGACCUGCGCUCUCUCAACUAUUCGGCCAUUGAGGCACUCACCACUCGUCUGCGGCGGCGGACCCGGGCCAACAUUCUGUUCCAAUCGACCGAGCACUUCCUCAAGGACGCUGAGAAGAAGGCGCCGGAGGAGAUGGAACUGAGCCAGCUCGAGGUCAUACAGCAAGUCAUCGUCAAGGUCGCUCAGCACAUGGAGGACAAGGCAAAGCUGAAGCAGAUCCAGGAAGGGUUGGAGGAGAUGGUCAGAGCCAACUAUACGGGAGACAUGGAGUUGUCGAUGAGCUCCCUCUUUGCAGAGUCUAUUGGUCAGGACUCGAAAACGGCGCGGGUGUUCAAGAUGAUCAACCAGAGUGUGAUCUUCAUCCCCAUCAUUAUUCUGAAGACUGAGAUCACCAAGUCGCAUGUCAUGACCAAGGACGACACGAGCCCAGACGGCUGGAAGAUACGGAUCGUCAUCGAGCCGGACACGGUCACCAUCACACAUAGUAGGCGAGAGCUGCCGCUCGUUUCGGUCAAGCCCGAUGAAAAGCAGUUCUGGUUCAAGUGGGAACUCGUCAUGGUAUUCGACAGGAAAAUGAACGAUAUGCUCAGCUCCUCGUUGAAGAUCACGGAGCUCCACUUUGACGAGGGACUCAACCCGGCGCUGAGAGAGACGCUGCGCACGAUCCUCAACAACGGCAACAUGGUCAUCGAGUAG
This is a messenger RNA of Acanthamoeba castellanii str. Neff, 1413 nucleotides long. RefSeq lists its product as uncharacterized. Bases 1 to 1413 code for a protein of 470 amino acids. The record is from RefSeq and is a predicted model, not a curated record. The transcript has 11 exons. Gene Ontology annotation, cellular component: membrane. Lineage: Eukaryota; Discosea; Longamoebia; Acanthamoebidae. Gene Ontology annotation, biological process: endocytosis.